UUGUAACUUAAAAUUGUAAAUAUAAAUCGUGUGAUGACUUGCAAUUCAAACUAGCAAUUGAUAUGAGCUACUGCAUAGUUUAACGUAGAUACUGUUUUUUGUACUAUGCAUACUGAAAUGUCUCACUUUGAAACUACAAACUUGCACUGCUUUGUAGCACCAGGUUCUAUUCAAAUCGCAUUAGAGGGUAUAUCAACAUCACUAUAAGUACACAACAUCAGGUAAAUUAAAAAAAAAUUUAAAUGAAUUAAAAGAUUAGAUCAUAAAUUACAAAGAAGUUGUCACUGGGGCCCUUUUCCAUAUGUUUGGGUGCUAAUAUCACCGCUGCAGAGAAGCACAAACCAAAGGGAGCUUUAGCAGCACCAGGAUAUAUAUAUGCUGCACAAUCACUACUGCAUAGUUUAAGAGGCCUUGUUCAGAAAUGGUUGAAAAUUAAAUUAAAAAAUAUAUAAAAAAGGAAAACAAACUUGAAUGUUUUCUCAGUGUUUGAAGCCUAGAUGACAUUUUCCUUAGUCAUCAGGUAUUUUUGUUCUUAAGAGCUGUUUUUAUUGUUUAGGAGCUGUUAAUAUGAAAUUCUGUAGCAUGUGUUCUUGAAAAAUGUGUAAAUAAUAUUUACUAAAUAAAAAAGGGGCAACGUGCAGUUUGUGUAUCGCGCCGGUGUGUUAUUUUAAAAAGGCCUUUUGGUUAUGUCACAUGAAACUUUUGCAGCCCUCAUGCGUCAGUAGGAUCCUGCAGUGCGCAGAGGCGGCAGCAGCUGAACCACAGAGAGAAACCUGCAGCAAAACACAACAUAAAUACACAACUUCUGAGCCAUGGCAGGGCUGGCACCAUUUCUGGUGUUAUGUGCCUAUGUUUUGGGGUUUUACCGUGUGGAAGCAGCACCAGAUGCCCUGAGCUCUCUGAAUUCCUCUUUUUGUCAAAAAAGAUGUAUGUUCUGGUGAUGGUUGAUCCUGAUGCUCCAAGUCGCACAAAACCAACAUCUGCUCACUGGAGGCACUGGCUAGUCGUGAACAUACAGGGAAGUACACUCAAGAAAGGACAUAUGCAUGGGACAACCCUCACUGACUAUCAUCCUCCAACUCCACCACAGAAGUCCGGUUUUCACCGCUACCAGUUCAUGUUGUUUAAGCAGCCGCCAGACACAGCAGUGUCACUCACGGAGCAGGAGAAGUCAGUCCGUGGUAAAUGGGAUCUACAGGCCUUCAUCAAAAGGUUCCAUCUGGGAGCACCUGUGGCCACUCUGCAGUUUCUCACCCAAAACUACAAAGACUGAAGGAUGCUCAGAUACCAAAGAGAUGUCUUGGAAGAAGAAUCUUUCAAUACAAUAAUAUAUUAUGUUUUUCCACUUACUAUGAA
This is a messenger RNA of Scomber scombrus (Atlantic mackerel), 1356 nucleotides long. RefSeq names its product phosphatidylethanolamine-binding protein 4. Bases 842 to 1273 code for a protein of 143 amino acids. The transcript is spliced from 6 exons. The record is from RefSeq and is a predicted model, not a curated record. NCBI's taxonomy places the organism in Eukaryota, Metazoa, Chordata, Actinopteri, Scombriformes, Scombridae.